UUUUUCUUUUCCUAGUGUUUAUGAGAUUGGAUUUUUCCUCAGUGCCAGUCGAGCUAUCGAAUCUACUCGGAGUUAAAGCUGACGUAAGACAAUGGCUAGUGGAGAGGACAACAAAGACACAACCAGGGACACUGAACCCCACCCCUCUCGGGAGAUGAACUGGCCGAUUGUGCUGUAUUACAUCCACCUCCACAUGGGAGCUGUGGUUGGAAUCAACUACAUCUUCACAGAAGCACGAGUUAUCACAACCCUUUUUGCAAUACUCAUCGGAUCGCUGUCAGUAUUAGGAGCAACAGCAGGGGCACAUAGAUUAUGGGCUCAUCGCUCUUAUACAGCCAAUACAUCUUUAAAGGUGUUGCUAAUGAUUUGUCAGACCAUGCUGGGUCAGUGCACCAUAUAUGAAUGGGUUCUGGACCACCGUUUCCAUCACAGAUACUUUGGCACAGAUCUUGAUCCAUAUAACAAUAAACAUGGAUUCAUAAAUGCACACAUAAUGUCCAACUUAAAGAAAUGGAAUCCUGAUUUUCAGCGCCUUGCUGCUACUAUUGAUAUGUCUGACAUUGAAGCUGAUCCCGUUGUCAUGUUCCAAAAAAGGUACUACUGGAUCUUGAUGCCAAUUCUAAGUAUCCUACUGCCUUGGAAUGCUCCUGUGGAGUACUGGAAUGAAAGUAUCCUGACUUCUCUGCUUGUGGUAGUCUUCCUACGAUGCACCAUAGCUAUGCACUAUGCUAUGCUUAUCAACACUGCAGUGCAUGUCUGGGGUAUUCCAGCUGGAGAUAGGUCAUACCUGGAUAGCAAUCUUGUGUUCUUCCUGACAAAGAGCUACUGGCCUCAGUAUCAUUAUUUGCUACCCUGGGACUAUCAGACAGGAGAGUAUGGAAACUAUGGAAAAGGCUGUACAACUACAUUCAUCCGUGUCUGGGCAGCGAUAGGCUGGGCCACAGAUCUGCGCACUGUGGAUGUCUCAUCUAUAAGAAAUGCCCUCCUUACUGCAGUGCAAACAAAGAGGCCAGUGGCAGAAUGUUUAUUUGAAGCAGACAAUUAUUCCAAGCAAUACAAUGAAAAAGAGCAGUAUUUAAACCUGCCUAAGUCUUUGUAGGAAAGAGAAUUAGACUACAAAUCUUAUUACAGAAUACUUAACAUUCCCAACAUUUUGUAUACAGUAAACUCUCCAUCACGCAGUAUCCAGCGAUCUGGGAUUCUCAUACAACAAGCAAAAAUUUAACAGAAAAUUUACCAUUCUUAUUAAGAAAACUAAAGAAUAGCCUCUAUGUGUAUAUGUUCAUCCACCAUGUGGUAAUUCUCCUAGUCACCAUUAGUGAUGUUGCUGAUUGUCCUACCUCAAAGAGUUGCCAUUACAGUGGAGACUUGUUGAAUUUGUGGUCAUGUUACAGUACAUCUGGAAUAUUGCAUCCAUUAGCAUGGAGUGAACUUUCAUUCUGUCAUUUAUUCCACUGUAUGCUCAAUACUGUACAGGUUUGUUUACUACUCUGUAUUGUACUGCCAGGAUAGCUCAGCCAGUAUAGCAAUGGACUAUAGCUUGAACAGUUGGGGUUCAAUUCCUGGCAGGGGUAAGAGAUUUUUCUGUACUCCAUGGCAUCCAGACUGGCUCUGGGGCACACCAAGCCUCCUAUCCUAUGGGUACUAGGGGAUCUUUCCACUAGGGGUGAAGAGACCAGUGUAUGAAGCUGACUACUCACCUCCAUCUAGUGCCAAGGUCAAGAAUGGUGGAGCUAUACCUCCACUCCUGAAUAUAUCUUCAUGGCAUGGUGCUUACUUAAGUAAUUAAGCACAAUGAAAACUUCGCCUUUUUUUACAUUUACUGUGUUGUGUUCCUGUAAGAGUUUUUCUCAUGAAACCAGCAUACUUCCUUACCCAUACAUGCUGGAUAACUGGGAGUUGAGUGCAUAUUAGGGUAUUCUGUAGUUCUAGAAUGACAUGAACAAGGUAGGAACAUUUUAGACGUGUGAUAAUAGUAAUUAAGAAAGGAAUGAAAAUUAAACUGCACAUCUGACCAUGCAACUUAAAGGACAGUAUAAUCAGAUUGGUUUCAUGUGUAUUGUCAGUGCUAAAUAAUUCACAGUGAUCUAUCCAGACACGAACAUGAUAUGUUCCUCCAAAAUGCUGGUACCCACCUACCAGACUGCAUACUAUCUUGACUCAGAAGACCACAGAAUGAAUCUUCAGUACCAUGAAGAUCUCAUGUCUCAUACAGUACCAAGUAACCUUCUGGUACAUAAUCCUGUAGGCCUUAGCAUUUUAGAUGUAGGCAAGCAAAAGAAAUAUAUACAUACAAACAUAUGGCAUGCAUUUAUAUUUAUAAUGAUUCAUGAAAGUUAAUGUUAGCACUUAAUCCACAAUCUUGGCAUUAAUGUAACAACAGAAAUUUUAGUCGUAUAGAUGUGGAAUGUGACUUUUAAUAUACAGAAUAAUUAGAUCUAAAAUUCUGUGACAAUGGUAUACGAACUGAGAAGGUUCCACCUGAAGACAAAGACAGAAUCCAGCCCUUGAAACGUUUUAUGUUUUAAAUGAAAGCAGGACAGUGAAUAAAGUCCAGAUACACAAUAAUUGUAUUCAGAAGAACUACCUGUCAUUAUCAGAACCAAAUAGUUCUUGGUAAAAGCAUAAUAAAGUAUCAUAUUACAUUCCCUAUGAUACAAAAGGAAUAUGUGUGGAAAUGGAAAACUAAAUAAAAAGCAUUACCUUCAAAGAAAUGG
Cryptotermes secundus is the source of this 2717-nucleotide messenger RNA. RefSeq names its product acyl-CoA Delta(11) desaturase. Gene Ontology annotation, cellular component: endoplasmic reticulum membrane. Gene Ontology annotation, biological process: unsaturated fatty acid biosynthetic process. The transcript is spliced from 6 exons. NCBI's taxonomy places the organism in Eukaryota, Metazoa, Arthropoda, Insecta, Blattodea, Kalotermitidae. Gene Ontology annotation, molecular function: iron ion binding; stearoyl-CoA 9-desaturase activity. The record is from RefSeq and is a predicted model, not a curated record. The coding region runs from base 92 to 1099 and encodes 335 amino acids.